AUGUCGAAUGCACACCCAACUGUUUUGCUUUUGCAUCCUUCUCAACCCCUUUCUCAUGUUAGCCAGCUCAUUCGGUCAUCUCUACCCUCGACAUCCCCUACAACAACUAUAUCAUUCAGAGGUGUAUCUAUGCCAGGAAGGCGCCCAUUCCAGUGGUCGGACUCGACGGAGCUAGGAGACUUUCUGAGAGACGCUGCUCGCUCAUCGGAAUUUACCAUAUGUUUCACAGAACCCACAGAUAACUCGCAUAUCCAUCUUUCUAGUGACCCUAUUCGUACCCCUAAUGAUAAUGGUCACAAAUUGGAAAACCAUUCUUCUUCAAAAUCAAGCUCUUCACAAUCCAAUAUGGUUAUCUCAAUACCCUCAUUUAAGGAUCGAACCCGCUUUCUCCGAACGCGCCUUGACCAGAUUCAACGUCAGCUUGGUGAGAUGGAAAGCCUCAAGGCUCAAUGCGACCAUGAGGCUCACCGCGGUGCACGGCGGAUGGCGCUUGGCGGAUUUGGCACGUUGGUAGCAUACUGGGCAGGCGUUUGUCGCCUCACAUUCUGGGACUAUGGAUGGGAUAUCAUGGAACCAAUCACAUACCUCUCCGGUCUAUCUACCGUCAUACUAGGAUAUCUGUGGUUUCUGUAUCAAGGUCGUGAAGUUUCAUAUACGUCCGUUCUCGCACGGAGUAUAUCCAAACGACGCGAAACUCUGUAUAAAUCCCACGGACUCGACAUUGAACGCUGGUAUGAACUCGUUGACGAGCGAAAAUCGCUCCGUGCGACAAUCAAUCGAAUCGCACAGGACUAUGAAGGCGGAGAGAUAGAGGACGCGUCCGAUUCCAACAAAUCUCCAGAAAGUAUUCCUGUCGAACUUCAAGAAGUUAUUGACAAACCGCUCAUAGCUUCUGAAGAAACUGCCGAGUCAUCGAAAGAUGCUCUCUCGCAUGCACACGAGGAUACACAACUGGAUCAUUCUCAGGACAGGAAAUCUAACGAAAGGACCGUUGACAGUCCCUCAGAAGAAUCAGAGAACAAAGGCCCUUCCACCAGCAAGUCAGACCGUUAA
Molecule: messenger RNA, 1053 nt
Organism: Psilocybe cubensis
Lineage: Eukaryota; Fungi; Basidiomycota; Agaricomycetes; Agaricales; Agrocybaceae
Exons: 3
Coding region: 1-1053 (350 amino acids)
Biological process (GO): mitochondrial calcium ion homeostasis; calcium import into the mitochondrion
Cellular component (GO): mitochondrial inner membrane; uniplex complex
Molecular function (GO): uniporter activity; calcium channel activity
Source: RefSeq, a predicted model, not a curated record